UUCGUUUUCUGAAACAUUUACAUUUACAAUCUGCUCACAUUCGGUAUCUCCGAAACCGUUACUUUGCGUACCCAUGUUUAUUAAAACUUUUUUGUUUAUCUUGGUUCAUACUAUUAUCUCUUUAAAUAUUUUUUAACAACCUGUAAAGCUGUAUGAUUUAUUAUGGAUAAUUUUUUUUUAAGAAAGGUCUGUCACAACUAUUGAUUAAAAGAUUAACGGCUUAAAAAACUUGCAGUCAACACCCAAAAAGUUAACAAAUGGUAUUUACUAAAGAUACUAAACUAAUUGCUAUCUUUAUGAUAACACAACUCUCUUAAAUCAUUACCAGUCAAUAGCAAAAUGGCAAAACUAACUCUCGUACUUGUGCUUCCAAUUCUCAUUCUUAAUACAGUUUCUGCUCUGCGUUGCUACCAGUGCAACCACCCGGUAGAUGAGUCUUGUGAUGUUACCACCGACUGUUCAUUUAUGUGUGAUCCAGAUUAUGAAAUUGUAUUUCAAGGUUGCUAUUUAAGCCAACAGUGUGAAAUUAUAGAAAAAGUUUAUGCAAAUAAUCCAGUUGUUAGUGUGAAAGAAUGUCGUAUGUGUGAAACGGAUUUCUGCAAUAAUUCUGGCUCAAAAAAUCAAAAUCUAAUUGUACUUGUUAUUUGUAUUUUAGGUUUUUAUUACGUGAUGUAAAUAAAAAAUUAUAAAAUAAAA
Molecule: messenger RNA, 696 nt
Organism: Tribolium madens (black flour beetle)
Lineage: Eukaryota; Metazoa; Arthropoda; Insecta; Coleoptera; Tenebrionidae
Exons: 3
Coding region: 340-675 (111 amino acids)
Source: RefSeq, a predicted model, not a curated record